AUGUCAAGACAUCGAGAAUGGGAUUUGUCUUGUAAAGUGUAUGUAGGCAACUUAGGGAAUAAUGGAUCCAAAUACGAACUUGAAUGUAUUUUUAGUAAAUAUGGUCCAUUAAGAAAUGUUUGGGUUGCAAGAAAUCCUCCAGGAUUUGCCUUUAUAGAGUUUGAAGAUCCGAGAGAUGCUGAAGAUGCAGUACGUGGCCUUGAUGGUAGCAGAAUGUGUGGUACCAGAGCUAGAGUAGAAAUGUCAUCAGGGCGGACCAGGCACAGAUCUGCCCUGGAAUAUUCAAGAUCUCCGAGAAAGCAUUCUUAUAGUAGAUCAAGAUCCAGGAGUAGAGAAUAUAGAAGGUCACCAAAUGAACGUCGUUCCCCAUAUGACUACCGUUCUCUUUCAAGAGAAUAA
This is a messenger RNA of Pediculus humanus corporis (human body louse), 399 nucleotides long. RefSeq names its product transformer-2 sex-determining protein, putative. The transcript is spliced from 3 exons. Gene Ontology annotation, molecular function: RNA binding. The record is from RefSeq and is a predicted model, not a curated record. Gene Ontology annotation, cellular component: nuclear speck. Gene Ontology annotation, biological process: mRNA splicing, via spliceosome. Lineage: Eukaryota; Metazoa; Arthropoda; Insecta; Psocodea; Pediculidae. The coding region runs from base 1 to 399 and encodes 132 amino acids.